Messenger RNA from Thelazia callipaeda (thelaziosis nematode), 645 nucleotides. NCBI's taxonomy places the organism in Eukaryota, Metazoa, Nematoda, Chromadorea, Rhabditida, Thelaziidae. The record is from the annotation of a GenBank genome assembly.
AUGGGUUCACGUGACGAUGAAUACGAUUAUUUGUUCAAAGUUGUGUUGAUUGGGGAUUCUGGCGUUGGAAAAUCCAAUUUGCUUUCACGGUUUACCCGGAAUGAAUUUAAUUUGGAAUCGAAAUCAACGAUCGGUGUUGAGUUUGCAACAAGGAGUAUACAGGUUGAAAGAAAAACAGUGAAAGCUCAAAUAUGGGAUACAGCAGGACAAGAGAGAUAUAGAGCGAUAACUUCUGCCUACUAUAGAGGUGCCGUUGGUGCUCUUUUGGUGUAUGAUAUUGCUAAACAUGUUACGUAUGAAAAUGUUGAAAGAUGGCUCAAGGAAUUACGUGAUCAUGCAGAUCAAAAUAUAGUAAUAAUGCUGGUUGGAAAUAAGAGUGAUUUGCGUCAUUUGCGUGCAGUGCCUACGGAUGAAGCGAAAGCGUAUGCUGAAAAAAAUCAGUUGUCAUUCAUCGAGACAUCUGCUCUUGACAGCACAAAUGUAGAAGCUGCGUUUACAAAUAUUUUGACUGAGAUCUAUAAAUCAGUUUCGGUAAAGCACGUUGCGGGUGACAAUAGAGGAAUGUCGGCACCAGGCUCAAAUGGCAUAGUAAUUUCACCAACUGCGGAGCCUCAAACAAAAAAGCAGUGCUGUUCAAGUCUGUAA